Molecule: messenger RNA, 1176 nt
Organism: Coccinella septempunctata (seven-spotted ladybird)
Lineage: Eukaryota; Metazoa; Arthropoda; Insecta; Coleoptera; Coccinellidae
Exons: 5
Coding region: 223-1176 (317 amino acids)
Source: RefSeq, a predicted model, not a curated record
AAAGUGUUUCCGGAUAUUAACAACAAAUCAUUCGAAUUGGAAUUGUACCUAGUGGUAAAUGAAAGAUAUUAUGAAUUCCAUUUUGCAGAUCUUUGGGAAAUAGGGAAUGAAAAUAAAUGUUUUCGGAGAAAUUCCAUCGAAGAGAACCCCUCAGCUGAGUGCAAAAUCAUCAGGAGCACAUAGGUUAAGGAAGAGCAGCUUCUCAGAUAACCACAUGACAGGAUGACGAGCCACAGCCUAUCCAAAGAUGUCAUGUCCGACUCUACAUCCAGGCACAGCGGCAUCAAAAGCCACGGUGGCUCCCGCCCCUCCAUGGCCUCCGAGAAGAGCGAUAGGAGACUUGGGGAUUCCUCCAUGUCCACAACGAGGAGGGAAUCCAAGAAGCUGUCCAGAUUAUCCGAAACCGUCACUGUGAUUUCAGACUGCGGCAGGGCUCCAGACACCUGCGUGUUGUGCGGCUACGGCAUUCCCUACACCAAGUGCCUCUGCUGCGAUAACGAAGGCCACAACAGGUGCAUUGAGGCGUUUUACUGCACCACCGGCAGAAGGGUGAACCUGGACAUUUGGCGUUGUCCGAAAUGCGUCACCUUGAGCAACAUGAAGAAGGAAAAUAAGGAGGAGAAGGCGCAGGAAGAAUCAAGAGCUAGUCAAGUAGACAUGUUGUUAGAUAUACCAGAAGAGCAUACCGAUUGUCCAUUCUGUAAAAUCGAUAUGGACCUCAAAACCUGCGAAUGUAGAUCGUGUGUUAGUUGCCUCAAAAAGGUUCCACGAUCCGAGCAAGAGGGGAAACCUCAGAUGGUGAGGUACAACAAAUGUCUUCAGUACAGAGAUUUUAGCACGAAAAUCGAAUACAAGUACCUUCAGGAUGAUGAUGAUAAACUGGUGGAGGAGGGGGUGGAUGAGGAGGAGGAGGAAGAGGUAGACAGCAUCUGGGUAAGGAUUUGCUGGUCCGUCACGUGGUGUCUCCUUCUUAUCACCUUCGCUUUUCCGAUAGCUAUAAUCAGUGCCCACAUCUUCAUAAUCACUUACUGUUUCGAGGCGUGUUGUGAGUGUUGUCAUCCUGUAUGCUGCUUUUUUCUGGCAGGGAUCAAACUUCCUGGUACAUGCUGCAGAGGUAUUUGUAGUGGUGAUCCUAUGUGCUCGUCAAACGACAACGCCAAAUUGGAAAAAUGUUGA